This is a messenger RNA of Drosophila miranda, 1871 nucleotides long. RefSeq names its product F-box only protein 39-like. The transcript has 6 exons. Lineage: Eukaryota; Metazoa; Arthropoda; Insecta; Diptera; Drosophilidae. The coding region runs from base 241 to 1770 and encodes 509 amino acids. The record is from RefSeq and is a predicted model, not a curated record. Gene Ontology annotation, molecular function: protein binding.
CGGGAGACAGUCGCUGGGAAGGCGCGACAAACGCAACUGCGAAUGCAGCGGACGGUCGCGGCCGAUCUUUAAACUAUAUAAAAAUAAACCGAAAAUAAGAGAAAGCAGAGCGGGCAGGCUGUGCCAAAAUUGAUUCAAAAUUAGAGUAGAGUAUAUAGCGAUGUGACUGCUGUUUGUGUUGUAAAUAAAUUACAGCAGCAAAGGAAAGAUUAAUAACAAUAAUCAUAUUGGUGAGAGAAGAUGUCUGAAAUGAGUGUGGCAGCCCGCAAAGGCAGCGCCCAGCUGGACGUUAUGCAAAAGGCUGGCUGGAAGAUCGACGAGAACGAAAAAGCCUGCUACAUAGACGUCGAUGAGGACAACGAUGGGACCACUGAAGAAUCCAAGUGGUGCAUUCUUCCGGACCUGAUACUCGAGGAAAUCUUCACCUACCUCAGCCCCAAGGAGCGCUACUAUGCUGGCCUGGUCUGCCGCCAGUGGCAUCGGGCCUUCUAUCUGCCAACGGUUUGGAACAACUUUGGGGUUGACGAUCGCACGCUGACGAGACCAAAAUACAACUACUACUCGGGCUGGCAGUACUGUCUCGAUCACAUGCGCACACAGAACUGCCUGUCGAGAAUCGGGCGUCACCUGCGCGGCAUCGAGUUCCGGCCGUGGCACAGCUUCAACAACAUCUUCCAGUUUAUGACAAUGCUCACCUGGAGCAUGGACAAAGGAAAAGAACUGAAUGCCGAGCCUCAGCUCGUUGGCAUGGGUCGCCGGAUACGUUCUCUGGUCUACCAUUUCCCCUGCAACAUGUCGCAGCCCAACGAUCCGGAAGGCAUCAAGCUCUUCGGCACUGGAGGACAGUUGCUGAGGGGCCUGAAGGAGCUGCUGCUGCGAUUGACAGAACUGCACACUCUGAAGCUGGUGGACUUUGUGCUGGAGCGCUUUGAGGCAAAUCACUUGCUGGAUGAAGUCGUCUGCAGCUGCUGCACCAAGAUGCGAGUGCUCAAUCUGGUGAAUGUGACCACCAUGCACUGUCCCAUCAUGCAUGUGGGACUGUUCCUCAAUCUGCAGGUGCUCACCAUUUCUCCCCAAAACAUAGACGACGAUGUGUUGUCUCUGCUGGCGGACACAAAGCUGCGGCAUCUGUAUUUAUUGCAAAACUGCUAUACUCCCAACCACCUGACCAUCAGCGCCUGCGGAGUCAAGGCCUGGCGCAGCCUAAAGAAGACGAAUCCGCUCAUGCGGGUGCAUCUGCGGCUGGAGAACCUCGUCGACGGCGAGGUAGUGCUGCAACCAGAGGCCCCAGUCCACAGCAUCACCUACUGGGCGCCACAGGCCCGUGUAAGGGCUGACCUGCUCGUCCGCAUGAUAGACCAUUACAAGAAUACUCUGGCUGUCUACGGUCAUGAGCUGUUGCCGCGCUUCUCCAGCCCCAAGCCGUUCCACAACCGCAUCGACAGCUUGCUGGUGCUGAUGUGCCGCCAAUGCUUCAACUUGGACACUCUGACCAUACGGGAGAAGGUGUCCACUGCGACGCUGCUGCUGGUUGCUCGAACGGCCAAGAAUCUCCGACACUUAAAUGUGAGACGCUUCGCAGUGAUUCUACGCUGCGACUGGCCCCGGCAUCCGGAAUGGAGCAACGAGUUCCACGCCUGGAUCCGGCGAAACUCGCGCUCCUACGAGGCUGUGGAGCGGGAGAUCUCCCAGAUCUUGGGCUACAAAUGGCAGCUGUUGAGCGACCGCGAAUUCAAGCAGCUCACAUUGAAUGCCAAGUCGGGUGCCUAAAGAGCAGAUUGUCUGUCGUCCCCCCGCGUCAUCCUCCCUCUUGUGAUAAAAACGGUGUAAGGCUUUACUUGUCCAUAGUUUGCUGUGCAAAAUAAAGUAUA